Tympanuchus pallidicinctus (lesser prairie-chicken) is the source of this 2949-nucleotide messenger RNA. RefSeq lists its product as uncharacterized. Gene Ontology annotation, biological process: viral process. Bases 816 to 2138 code for a protein of 440 amino acids. The record is from RefSeq and is a predicted model, not a curated record. The transcript has 2 exons. NCBI's taxonomy places the organism in Eukaryota, Metazoa, Chordata, Aves, Galliformes, Phasianidae.
AUAGGGAAGAAGGGUUUACGAUCACCCGCUACACUUUUUGCACUGGAGGCAAUUAUGGCUCCGGGACCUUUGCUUCCAUACGAUAUAGAGGGUCUCAUGCAGGUGAUACUUGAGCCAGCGCAGUAUAUGUUAUGGAAGGAAGAGUGGUUGGCACAGCUCAGGGCCGUAGUCGCUGCAGCGACAUGUGACCCACGACACCCAGCAAAUGGUAGGGAACUGGGAGAGGUAACUAAUCUGACACGGUUGUUAGGGUAUGGGGAAGGCAUGAUAGGGUCCCCUGAAGGCCAGUUCAGACACCUUCGCCCAGGAGAGCUGAUGGCGUCCACAGAAGCAGCUCUGACAGCCUUCAGAAGGUUCUCAAGGACAGCUGAACCUUCUGCUCCCUGGGCAGAGGUAGCCCAGGGUCCAUCUGAGUCAUUCUCAGAUUUUGCCAAUCGAUUGAUUCGGGCAGUAGAAGGCUCAGAUCUGCCAAAGAUUGCCCAUAAUGCAGUAAUCAUGGAUUGUCUUAAACAGAAAUCACACAAAAAUGUUAAGGAUCUUAUUCUAGCCACUCCCGACGACCUUAGUACUCCGGGAGAUAUCAUUAGGUAUGUACUGGAGAAACAGAGAACAAUGCCCCUCACCAAUGAGGGAUUAGCAACAGCGAUAGUAGCAGCAAUGGCCAUGAGAGAGAAUCAGAGUAGGGGACCGUGUUUUAAGUGCGGACAGUUUGGUCACUUCAGAGCCCAGUGCCAAGCCCCUGGGAGACAGAAAGGGGUAGCAGGGCCAGACCAGGCUUGCCAAGCCUGCGGGAGAUCAGGUCACACUGUACGCCAAUGUCAGAAGUUUGUCAUAGUGCCGCAGGGAAACGAGGAAGGGAGGGUGCCUUAGGCCCAGGGCCCCUCCCCCGGAACACCAAAUGGGCCAGACAAUGCGGCUCUGCCUACCCGAGGUCGGGGUCCCGUACCACAGUGAGCCCCUCGCCCACAGUGGCAUUAACCAUGGGAAUGGGAGAGCGCCCCUUGGGCAGGAUCAUGCUUACUUGUGCGGGGAGAGUACUUUCUUGCAGGUCCCCUGAGGAAGAGAACACCGUAAAUAUGCCCUCAGCUAUAGCGACUAACAUCUCAUCAGCACCUUCGGCAUCCCACUUCACCUCCCCCUCGGCUUCAGCUUCGCAUAAACAAGUAGAAGAAGGCAUUCAACUGUCUGCGCUUUUGUCUUGCAAAACGGCUAAAGUGCAGGAAUGCAAGGUCGUUGAAACCCCUCCACUGUAUCCACAACAACCGCUGUCUCUGUGUAAUCUGCCCCCUGCGGGGGCAGGGGGAGAAGUGAGCUGGGAUGGGACACUUACUGUCUCCUCUCAGGAGGUGGAAUGCAGUAACACUCAGGGGGGUGGGAACUGCGGUCAAGGCUCGGGUAUGGAUUGGUCAAAAGUUAAGGAGGCGGUAGAAGAAAAAACAGCAGAGAGAAAGGGAAGAGAUGUAACUUACAGGUGCUUGGAUGAUAGUGUACGGCCAGCACUGUCCACCCUGACUGCACCUGAAGGAGUAGGUGGCGUCUGUCUGGCGCCCUCUGCUCAGGCUACACCCAAAGGAGAAAGAAAUAACGAUAGUCUCCGGACCCACUCUUUGCCACAGUGUUCAGACCCAUUGACUCGACCCAGACAUCCUUUUACAAGAUUGAGUGUGCAUGCAACCAAUCAGAAGCCUCUACAACAAUCAGUACAUGGUCAAAGGGAGAUGGGCACAGUGGGAGCAGUGCAGAGCCCUCAGGUUCCAGCUGUGUCUGAAAAGGAUAGCGAAAGGAGAGAGGUGAAUUCGCAUUUGGGAGUUAAGAGAGAUGCACUAACAGAGUGUGGGAAGUUUAGAUCUAGCCUGAUAAAGGAAGGAAGAGCACUAGAGACCUUCCCGAUAGUAGGGAAUGAUAACAGAGACCCGGAAGGGGUACUUCUUGAUCCGAAAGGCAUCACACACCUGAUAGAUUGUGCAGAGAAACGGGAAUUGAAAUCACUCCUCGCUUUAAAUGCAUUAGAAGUCCUGACAGCAUCAGGCCUUCUCUUUCAGCAUGUAACAAAUCUGAUGUGCAUGGUGCUUAAGCCAGUGCAGUAUGCACUGUGGGCAUCAGAAUGGGUUCCCUUCAUGGACAGGUGGCCAGAUUGAGGCCUGGAGAACAAGCAAUUCCAUACGGCUGGUUUGUGAGAGCAAUGCUCUCAAGGCUUGAGACAUCUGCCUUGAUAUUGAACAAAUGUUUGUUAUUUUUGAGGUACAUUCCAACAGGUACCUGAGACAAUGUUGGUAUAUAUUGGGCACAGAUAGUGCCACUAGAGCUAUCAGCAAUCACUCUAAUCUCUAAUCUCUCUGUCUAUAACCUUACCAGUAUUGUAGGAUGUGGCUUUAAUUAUUAAGUGUCGGCGACAUCACAUCAAUUCUUGCAGGAUAAUUACACGGUGAUUAAAGACCUAUCACCUGCUCCAAGUGAGAUGAAUUUUGGUUUGGCUUACCAAGGAAGGAACUUGGUAAGGAAGCUUUUGCAACAUGACGACCUGCACCAAUUGUUGAAAUGCGUCAGAGACAAUGGACAGAAAACCUUGAUCACCAUUCACCACGACACAGAAGAGAUACAUUGUGUCCUAGAGAGAGUAAAGAAGGAUGGAGAACACCACUGGUGGGAAGCACUUUUUGGAUGGUCCCCCACCGCGACAGGGAUAUUUAACUCUGUACUGCAUCUGGUUGUAGUUGUGUUAGGUUUAACAUUAUUAUGCUUAGUACUGAUAGUUAUAAUAUAUAUUAAGGUGUAGUGCUUGCUGAGGCAAGUGUCCCGACUCGAUUCAGCAUUAUCUAAGGAUACACUACAUCGCCUCUUAUAAGACUCAUCUUAAGGCUAGCAGGCUGCUAGGCUGUUAGAGUAGAACUAUCAGGUGCUUUGCAAUAUAACAGAGCAGGGUUUGACUGAGCAUAGGAGAGAUUUUGU